Amoebophrya sp. A120 is the source of this 5544-nucleotide messenger RNA. NCBI's taxonomy places the organism in Eukaryota, Dinophyceae, Syndiniales, Amoebophryaceae. The record is from the annotation of a GenBank genome assembly.
GCUCCAGCGAUAUUCAUUGACAAGAAACGCUUGAGUACUUUAGUGACCCUUCUAUCAUGUCAUGUCUUGUACAACUAGAUGCAGAUGCUAUUCGAGGUUCCGAGAACGUAUUGGACAGAUACGAAGCUUCGACUUCACCAUGAUGUAAGUAGCUAAGUCGCACUAUAAGUCGUCGUAUCUUCACAACUACUCAACAAGGGUCAACUGAAAUAAAGCCCCCAACUCGACGUCCACCAGCUCACUACUUCUAUUUCACUUCAACGAGAAGAUGUCUUCCUCGAACAAUCAGUAUCAGCAGCAGAACCUGUUCUCCUUCAUGCCUAAGCGUGAACCACCGAAACUGUCGGAAGACGGGUCCACUAGCAACACCAUGAAGCGCCGGAAGGUGGACCAGGUGCAGGGCGUGCCCACGCCCGCCAAAGGAGGUUCGUCCGCCUCGCAGAAGGGCCCGGAGGCUGCACCUCCAGAUGCUCCUGCUCCGGCGGAGCAAGUAGUUCAGCCAAUGCAGCAGGUGGAAAUGCAGAAGCAAGGUACGACCGUUGCGGCCAGCGCUGCAGCCUCCUCGUCGUCGCCAAGUGCGGGUAAGACAAAGAACGUUAGACCAGCGGCGGAAAGAGCUUCAGUAUCCGUUUCCGGUGGCGGCGUCGCUCCCUCCUCGUCUGCGCAAGUACAAAGCAACAAGAUCCAGCCUGCAGCGAUGAAGCAAGCCUCGUCCUCCUCCUCGUCUUCCUCUUCUUCGACCAGAAUACCAGUGGAAAACCGGCUCCAAACGAGCUCGCACUGGAAAAAGGAGGUCGGCGGGGAGAUGACCGCAGCCGCUAGUAGUUCUUCCUCCACCGCGGCUGCGGGUCGUGGUGCAGCUGGAGCACCAGAUGCAACAGCGAAUAACAAGACGACUGCCGACGCGCUAAAAGCAGAGGCGAAGCAGAACACGAAUUUGCUGGCCGCGUCCCGCGCCACGAAGAACCAGAACACGUUCUUCAACCAGAUUCAGUUCUUCCACUCCACCGCGCUCGCGCACCACCAGUGGCCAAAGUGGCUGGUGCCGGAAAACAUCCGGGAUAAGGCGGGCAAGCGACCGGAUGACCCGGAGUACGACCAGACCACACUGCACGUCCCCGACAUGUCGGACCCGAAGAGGGUGAAGGAGAUGGAGAAGGACGAGGACACCAAAAAGUGGGUCACGCCGAUGAUGCGGCAGUACUGGGCCAUCAAGAAGGACAACUUCGACAAAAUUCUGCUCUUCAAAGUUGGCAAGUUCUACGAGGUGUUUUUCUACGACGCGUAUCUAGCGCAGCACAUCUGCCAAUUCAAGUGGAUGGGCAAGGACCCGAGACCGCACGUCGGGUUUCCCGAACCCGCCUUGCACCCCAACGCGGUGAAACUGGUCGAGGCGGGAGUGUGUUCGGUCGUGGUGGAGCAGGUGAGCUCGUUCGUUGUGGGGGUUUUCAUUCUUGUGUAGGUAACAUGAGGAAUCUGCAUUAUUUUUCCGCAAUAAUACAAAAUCAGUACUCGUCGGUUCUUUCGAAUGGUGCUGUUGACACUUAAAAUUACGGAGCCAAAACAUUUCUAUAAUUUUCAGAUCGAAACCGUGGAGGAGGCCCAGCGCAAGCACGCGGAGCGGAAAGCCAAAGACUCGAAAAUCGGGUCCACGGUGACCGUGGAGCGCGGGGCGUGCGAAGUUUUUACGCCCGGAACCCUGCUCCACGACGACAUGCUACAGAACCGCGGCCAGGACGCGAACUACUUGUGCAUUUUGAGGCAGGAUACGGAACAUGAGUACCACUUCGGCGUGGUGCUGGUCGACGUGGCCACGGGGCAGUACAGGAUCGGGUUUCUGCGGGAUACGGAAGACCGGCAGCAAUUGCGCACCAUGCUCUCGCAGACCCAGCCGAGCGAGGUGGUGUACCAGCCGAAGAACUUGUCGAGCUCGGUGAUCAAAAUGUUGAAGACGAUGCCGUUGAAGCCCGCCUGCAUCCCCUACGACGACAAGGUCGAGAAGGUGGCCCAGGCGCAGGCGCUGGUAGAAGAAAACUACGGGAAAGCCGUAUCCUGAGUAAAAACGUACCCACACCAGAGUCAAGAUGGGGAUUUUGCAACACAAACCUCGGAGUUUUGGGAGUCACGCAUGACAAGUUGCACUAUGCAGUGUAGUGCAGGUUAGCAAGUGCAGCCGCGUCACAGAUUCAUCUGCUUAUCCUGUUCACAGCAUCACAAAUUCCAAAACACGACUGGACAUGGCUCUCAUGGGGAUGCGCAUUACAAGUCUUCCUCCCUUUGCAAAUCUGCAUUACAACUCUGGUGUGGGUACGUUUUUACUCAGGAUAAGCCGGGGGUGACAAGACAAACAUGGACGUCGAUGACGUUUUGCUCAAUGCGGCGAGCAGUACUACUGUUUCUUUAUGUGAAGCAGGAGUUUGAUCAUAUAGGUGCAGUUAUACGAAACCUGAAGAUCGUCUCGAUUGUCAUGAUUUCAUACGACGAUGGGUACAACCUGCCCUACUCAAUACUUCAGAUCCCUGUAAAUUCUCUUCGUGAAACGGGCGAAGCCGAAGUAGGUAUGAAAUUCAACAUAUGCAAGUAAGUUGGAUCUCAAUCUCUUUCUCUACUAUCUCAGCCUUCGCCCUGGCCGUGAGUUUCAGAUACCUUGAGUUCGUGCUUCUGAAGAACAACGUGCUCCCCGUCGCCCGGUGGGAAGUUUACGACACCGCUAGCGUCGGAAAGAAGUACAUGAUCCUGGACGCCACGGCGCUGGACAACCUGGAAAUUCUGCGCCGGACCGACGGCAAAUACGAGGGGUCUCUGCUCCACUUCGUGGACAAAACCUCCACCGCGUUCGGGUAUCGACUGCUGAAGAAGUGGCUCGUGGCCCCCUUGAUGGAUGUAAAGGAAAUCAAGAAGCGACAGGACAUCGUCGAUUUGUUUCUCAACGUCCCGGCGAAUUCAGAAUGCUGCAGCGUGUUGAAAUUGAAACUGAAAAAACUCCCGGACAUGGAGCGGCUCUUCACAAAACUUUGCUCCCUCGGGACCACACUGCAAACCCGGAAAGCGGUGCUGUACCAGGACUACAUUGGCAAGCGAAUUUCGGAGUUUUUCUCCUUGCUCGAGGCGUUCAGCACGUGUCAAGGUCUGAUCGAGGCGUUUCGAAACAGUUUACAGGUGGUGAACGAAGAGGACGAGGACGGGGACCAGGUAAUGGCAGCGAGUGACCAUCAGCAAGGUAAUGUUAAAUCGAAACAGCUUCCGGAACGACUACAGACCUUGCUGACCUACCAGAAGGACGGGGGCACGUUUCCGGAUUUGCAGCCGUUGAACGAGGAUUUUAUGAACAACUACGUGGAUGCGGAAGGCGAGGGGAAAAAGCAGUCGUUCACACCGAAAGUGGGAAAAUCCAAGGAGUAUGACGGCUUGGUGGCGAAAAGGGCAGAAAUCACGGACGCGUUAGAGGCGGAGUAUCAGCUCGUUGUGUUAUACAAUUCUUCUCUGGUCGCAGCUCCAGGAUUCUUCACGGAGCAUCUUCGUGUGAACUGAAAAUAUGUCUUUGGCCGCGGCUUGGCCGGCUUGACAUUGCCCGGCUUAACAUCAAUGAACAAAAAACCAACUGCACACGACGACGCACUGCAUUUACUUUAUUGAAAAAUGUCAGGUUGGAGAAGCUCCAGAAAUCGUUUCCCAAUGUGGACAUGAAGUACAUCCACCGCCUACCCGCUUACCGCUACGAGGUGGAAGCGCCCGAAAACGUGCUGCCUCCGAAGUUCACGCAAAACGCUGAGAAGUGCCAACAUACUUCGAGUCGCAAGAAUUUCAUUCGCUUCCACACACCGACAAUUGUGGAAAAGGUAGCUUUGUUUCGUGGUGCUGGUACACAAAUAUCUAUUGCGAAGCGCUACUAGUAGUACAACUGACGCAACAUUUUUUGUUCCAACGAACGAGCGUGCGGCAGUUGCUGACCACGCAUCGGAUCUGCUCGGUCUAAUGAACUGCCGCGUCGAAAGAAGACAGACUUGUCAUUCCAAAGUUCCUGCAUUCAUUUUACAGCUCAAAGAGCUUGACGAGGCCGACAACAAACUGCGCGACUCCAUGUACCCCUACGCUGCCAGCAUGUUUCGCGAGUUCCACAAGUACAAGGCGCACUACUCCGCGGCCCUGCAGUGCGUUGCGGAAGUCGAUGUGUUUCUCUCCAUGGCGCAAGCGUCCGCCUUCUCGCCAAACGGGGACAUGGUCCGCCCGGAGUUCGUACCGGUGAAGGAUGCGCAAAAGGUGUGGAAAUAAGGGAGUCAUUUUUUACUUCUACCAAAGUGAUUUUUGUAUAGAUACGAUUACGAACGAAAACGUGCGCACAUGAAAGCAAAGUGCUAGUAUCGGCUGUGCAAUGGUCGCAGCUGCUUGUUGUGCUCCGUAGAACAAGCGUAUAAUGCUGUUAAUAAAUAAGUUAGUAACAACAUCACCAUCAGGACCUUCCCGUGCUGGACCUCCGUGACGGGCGGCACCCGGUGCAGGAAGCCCAGACCCCCGGGUUCGUCCCCAACGACACCACCAUCCCCGGCAAACCCAGCAUCCUUCUGGUCACCGGGCCGAACAUGGGCGGGAAGUCCACCAUUCUCCGGCAAGCCGCGCUGGCCGUGAUUCUCGCACAAACCGGGUUCCGCGUGCCCGCCAGCCGCUUGCUUCUCACGCCAGUGGACCGGAUCUUCACGCGGGUCGGGGCGCAGGAUUCCUUGAUUGAGGGCAAAUCCACGUUUUUGAUGGAACUGGAAGAGUGCGGCUGCAUCCUCCGCGAAGCGUCGAAGUUUUCUCUCGCGGUGAUCGACGAACUGGGUCGCGGGACGAGUACUUUUGACGGGGCGGCCAUUGCGUUGGCGGUUUUGGAGUAUUUAGCUUCCGUCAUCAAAUGCCGCACUCUCUUCGCUACCCACUACCACCUGCUCGGCACGCACCAAUCGGAGGAAAUCGCGCCGUUUUUCAUGGACGUGGACUCCACCAGCUCGGACGAAUUGAUCUUUCUCUACAAGCUGGUCAAAGGUUUAUGUCCCGACUCCCACGGCCGGAACGUGGCGAAACUGGCCGGGCUGCCGCAAUCGGUCGUCGAGGACGCGAGCCGGAAGUCGGUCGAGUGGGGCAAGGAGCACGAGUCGCAGGGCCCGGAGUUGCUGUUGCAGCAGAUUGUCAGUUUGGCGGAAAAGAAAGACAAGCAGGCACUGGCGAACCUGUUUGACAACCGGAAGGAGUGGGCGAGGUGCUUGUGAUUUGUAAUGGAAAUUUUUAUCGUCAUCGUAGAGAUGUCAGCAUCUUCAAUCGAUGGAGCAGAUGGAACAAGUACCAAUUGCGCUGCUAGAAGUUGAUACAACAAAACAAGAAAAGCAACUGUUUUGAGCUUUCACUAGACUGCCCAAAGUAGGACGACGACGGCACAGAUUACUAAAUUUCACGCUUUAUAUUCUUUCUCCCCUCAGGUUUUUGUCAAUUGUGAUUGUCAUGUUCAUUUUCCCCGACGAACACAGAGAGCAUCAAACAUGAUUAACUUGUUGUUCACUGGAGCAUGAU